Molecule: messenger RNA, 1567 nt
Organism: Spodoptera frugiperda (fall armyworm)
Lineage: Eukaryota; Metazoa; Arthropoda; Insecta; Lepidoptera; Noctuidae
Product: juvenile hormone esterase-like
Exons: 3
Coding region: 62-1567 (501 amino acids)
Source: RefSeq, a predicted model, not a curated record
AUCUUUUCUGCCACCAGUAUUUGGAAGAUACUCGAGGCAAGAAGAAUUUUUUAACAUCAAAAUGGAGAAAACUAUAUUGUGUGUGUUGUUUCUAGUUGCUAGUGUGUUUGGUGAACCUAGGGUUGAUCCUUUGGUCCUGAUCAGUAGCCAAGGUUUAGUUAUGGGUCAUAGGGCGACUGAUGGUGACUAUUCCAUGUUUCUGGGUGUGCCUUAUGCCCGAGUGGAUGCCGCUGAUCCUUUUGGACCAUCUCGAGAAAUUCAACCUUUUGAAGAAAUAAUCUUCAAUGCAAACGACGGUACGGUCAGAUGUCCUCAACUGGACGAGUCGACCAUUGAUUGCCUUCGUCUGAACAUCUACGUGCCUUUUAAGGCAAGUUCCUCAAACCCGCUACCCGUACUAGUCUGGAUACACGGUGGAGACUUCGUACGAGGAAGUGCAGGAGACUAUGGUGUGAGGAACCUGGUCAGACACGACGUCGUAGUGGUCACCGUCAACUACCGCCUCGGUCCAUAUGGAUUCAUGUGCUUAGAUAUCCCUGGUGUACCUGGCAAUCAAGGCUUGAAAGACCAAUACACAGCACUUAACUGGAUAAGGAAAAACAUUGCCUCCUUUGGUGGUAACCCGUACAAUGUAACGAUAUCUGGCCACGACGCUGGAGCCACAUCGGUCCUCUUGCACAUGUACGCAGACAAUUUAAAACUUUUCAACAAAGUCAUUGUUGAGAGUGGCACACCACAGAGUGAAGGGAUGUUUGUCAACUCUGAUGAAAACAUGGCUAUCAAAAUUGCUGAGCAUUUGGGUAUUAACACGACUGAUACUAACGAAGCUCUAGAGUUCCUUAUAAACUCCCCUCAUUAUCUUGUAGUAGGUGCUGCCCAUGAACUGAACUUGCCAUUGGGACCUUGUAAAGAGAAAUCGUUCAGUGGUAUUGAAAACUUUGUAGAGAACGAUCCCUACGCUUUGACAAACGCAAGGAAAGUGAGAAACACGCCCGUACUGAUUGGAUACACGAGCCGCGAACGUGACUCACUUAGCGCAGAUUACUUUGACUCAGAUCCAUUUUACGAGAAAUUGAAAAAUAAUUUUAAUUUAAAUGGACAACAGCUAGAGACCGCGGCCACUUUUGUUAGACGGUUUUAUAUUGGAGAUAAUCCUGUUAGUUCAGACGUUUCAACUCAACUGGAGAAUUUCGAAUCUGAUUUCGUUAUCAACCAUCCGUCAGAGAGAAUAAUAACUAGAUUGUUGGAGGAAAAUGUUGGAUCUGUCUACGAAUAUUUGUUCAGCUACACUGGAAAUUCAGCCAAUGAUGGUGCAGGCCACUCAUCGGAACUUAAUUACCUAUUCAACGAUGGAAGCGGCAAUAUAGUUAGAAGUGAAGAUGACCAAUUGAUCGCUGACCGCGUUUCAACUUUGUGGACCAAUUUCGUCAAAUACGGGGACCCAACACCUCAAACUUCGGACUUGCUGCCCGUGAAGUGGACUCCAGUCACCAUCUCCUCCAGGCCGACCAUGGUCAUCGACACUGACCUCAGAAUGGACAGUAGGGUGGAAAACCAGAGGAUGUAA